Messenger RNA from Struthio camelus australis, 10454 nucleotides. NCBI's taxonomy places the organism in Eukaryota, Metazoa, Chordata, Aves, Struthioniformes, Struthionidae. The record is from RefSeq and is a predicted model, not a curated record.
CGAAAAUGGCUUACAAACCAACUUUCUUUGAAAUAUUUAAGGCGCAAUGCAGUGAAUCAGAUUUAGGGCCUAUAAGUCUCAACUGGUUUGAAGAACUCAGCUCAGAAGCUUCCCCUUAUGAGCCUAAAUUGUUAGGAGAACUUGAUGGUCAUAUUAGCUGGCUUGAUCAAGCCCCUUUUAAAACUCCAAGGGCAAAACCUGCUACCUACAGCCAGCUGGCUUCAACUCCACUAAUUUUUGAAGAACAGAGUACAAUAUUGCCACCUUUUUCUUCUCCUGGAAAAGAAUUGGAUCAGAAAAACAUAGAAGCAAGCAAAGAAAAUUUGAUUAGUCCAAGAAUCAUAAGAACAAAAAUAGAUCAAGGAAAUGAAACAUUUGCUUCUCCUGUUGGUGUAUGUCAUGCUGCUAGGAACACUUGCAGGACUCCACACAGAGGUAAUAUUCCAGGACAAUAUGGAAGUUUGUUUUGCACACCAAAACUUUUGGAGGUCAGAACUCCAAAACGUAUUUCUGAAAGUCUGGGAGCAGAAGUGGAUCCAGAUAUGUCCUGGUCAAGUUCUUUAGCCACACCUCCAACACUUGGCGCAACAGUGAUAAUAGCUAGAGAGAAUGAUUCUAUUUCUGAAGUAAAGCAACAAGAUGAAAGAGCUGAGAUAGUUUCACGUAAUUUUUUCUCCAAACAUGAUAAAUAUCCUGGGAGGAGUGAGACAACUAUACAGUCCAUACCAGAGGCAAUAAAGCUAAAUGCUGAAAAUGCUGAGCCAGAGAAGAUGUUAGAUGGCUCAUUUGGCGAGAUGGAUAGCUUUGAGGAUACAUUCAGCAUGCCUGCUAAGUCCAAUGGAACCCUUCCGCUGAUGCCAAAUGCCUUGGAUGCAGGAGAGAUAUGUCAAAUAACUAUAGAUAAAGCACAAGGAAGGGGGGAUGUUCCUUCUGAAGAGCCUAUUAGAAGACAGACUGGCAGUUCACAGGAAGUGAAAACAACUAGCUGGACUGAAAAAACCCAGUCAAUUGAAAUGAAGGACUCUUUACUCCAGAAAACUGAUGAAGAUAGGUGUGUUAAGCAUGCCUGUUUAACUGGACAUGAGAAGGAAUCAGAGUCGCUUAAGAUCACCAUGGAUGUGGAAGAUAACAGAAUACAGAAGUCAUCUGACAGCAGGAAGCUUGUGGAAGAAGACCUAUCAUCUUCAUCCAGUCAGUGGUCUCAGCUGAACUUAUCUGAUCUAGAUGUCGCUCACUUGGAAAUGUCUGUGUGUAGCUCUCCACCAUCUGACUUAAGUAGAGAGAAAAAUUUUGAAGAGAAAUCAGUAGUAAUGACCAAAGAGGAUGCUGUAGAAACAUCUUUACUGAAUACUUCAAGUUUGUUAAAAGCACAAAAGCUGUUGAGUGUCAAUUUGUCAGAGAAGUGCUGUGAAGUGAAAAAUUCUGAGAACAAUCCAACAUUGGAAAUACCUCCAGUAAAAUCUGUGUCUUUGAGUAUUCAAGAUCCAAAGUUACUAAAAGGAUGUGUUGCUGAAAAGGUUUCUAAAGUGAGCUUUUUAGACUGUAAUUCUUUUUUAAUUGAAAGUACAAAUGUCACAGAGUAUGCUGUAGUCUACAACAGCAGCUUUUCCAAGCAUUUAAAAGCAACUUCUAAAUCUGUCUUAACUGAUGUUCUAUCUCAUCCACUUGUAUGUGGCACUAUAUCUCCAGAUAAUUGCAGUGACCUAGAUUUAACAGAUGGUGAAAAUACUUUUAAAAAAUCUGGCUUAAAAAGGCUAAAUAUGUUAUCCAGCUUGAAAAAGAGAUCCAAGAGAUUUAUUUAUAGAAUAAAUAACACUUUACUGUAUCAAGAAGAAAAAAUUCAGAAAGAACUAACCUGUGAAUCACCUGCUCAUCCUACAUUGCCGUCUUCGGAGUUUGAUUCAUUUAAAAGUUGUCACAAGGCCAGAGAUGAUGAUCAAGGCUACCUGCUUUCUGCUGAGAGAAAGCAUUUGCAAUCUAAUAUCAAGGAAAAAAAUGUCAGUACCUGUACCAUAAAAAUGGAUAUAAUGGAUAACUCAUCUUAUAAUGCCUUCAACAGCAGGCUGAAACAACAGGAGCUGAAAGACAUGGUGAAAAAUGCAAGAGAGCAUCAACCUGUUACAUCAUUAAAAUGCUUAGAAGUAUCUAAUACUUGGAACGAAAACAUGACAGAGUCUUUAAAUAGUGAAAGAAUUUCAAAUAUAAAACGUAAAGUUCUAACUUCAGCAUGCCUUAUGGCAAGAAAGCGUUCUAGACUGCUGCCUGAAGGCUAUUGCUUAGAGAAAGAGAAGGAGGAUAUGUAUAUGAGUAUUAAUGUGAAUGAUGGAGCUAUUGUACCUCAGGGCCUUAAAGGACAACUCGCACCAUCUUCCGCUGGUAAUAGCGAAUGCUUGAUUGUUACGCAGCAUGACACAACAUCUCUGACAAACAGUAGUUUCAAUAAUACUUCGAGUCAAAUCACCUUUGACAAAAAUAAGGUCAGUAGUGAUUGUUGCAAUAAAAUAUCAACUGAAAAAAAGCAUGCUACAGACCAGUUGUCAGCAGUUGAAUGUAGAGAAAUACUUGCGCCUUUGAGAAUAAAAGGCUCAGAAAAUUGUAAUACUGAAUUAAAACAAGGGGAAGAAAUAGAUAUAGCUUCCUUUUCAGAAAUUGUAGCUGACAAUCAAGAAACAAAGUCAAUGGAAAACAAUGAAAACCUUCAAGCAACUGCUUGCAAUACUGUAGGUGCAGUGAGUACUAAAGAGUUGUUGGAUUCUAUAGAUGAUAAUUCUUUAAAUGAAGUAAUUUCUGGAAAAGAUAAACAGACAGUACCAGAUCUUUUUGCACAAGAUCAUUUUGCAACCAUAACUCAAAAAGCAAGACUUUAUCUGUCAAAGAAGGUACCUAACCCUAACACUGAAGAAAAACAUUACUUAAAGAAGACAAAUGUAAUUCCUUCUAAACAUAUUGUGCCAUACAAAGAUGUAUAUUCAUUAAAACCUAUGUGUUCCAACAAAAAUCCAAAUGAGAACCUAGAGCUUAAAGAGAGGUGGUCAGGAAAUCUAAAUGCAUGCCGUUUAAAUCUGAGCUUCAGUGGCUUUCAAACUGCUUCCAAUAAGCAGAUUAAAUUCUCUGAAGACAGUGUAGCAAAAGGCAAAAUGUUGUUCAAAGAUAUUGAAAAUGAAUGCUUUGAAGCCUCUUCCAUGGUAAGAGUCAAAAAUAUUUCAGAUCAAGUCAAAAAGGAAAAUAUGUUUUUCUCAGAUGUGGAAAGCAAUUUGAAUAGUAAUUUAUCUGAUUCUUUAGAUCCACGGGCAAGUUUUCUUGAACCUAGGCAUACACAGUUUAUUCCACAUAAAGUUGAUCUAUGUACAGAUUUUCCUGGAAGUCAACAAUCCUUGCAAGAAUCAAAUCAAACUUUGACAGCAAGCCAAGAAGCUGAAAUUGCUGAACUUUCUAAUAUCCUGGAAGAAACAGGCAGCCAGUUUGAAUUUACACAGUUUAGAAAGCAAAGUAACGUGUUACAAAGUCAUAUUUCUCAACAGUUUGGAAGUGGAGAAACAAAUAGAACAACCAAUAUAGAAAAUAUUUCUAAAAUAUGGAAAGAUACUGAUUUUUGUAAUGCUGUUAAAUCUGAAAAUCAAGUAAGCAGGAAGUAUUGUAGUAAGCAGGAAGACACAAAUAAAGAGUCUAAAAUGAUAGAAUAUGAAAAAGAGAACAAAAUUAUUUUCUAUAAAAAUAACAAAGAGGUUAUUUUUACUCAUUUAGAUGGAAAUGGAAGUAGAGUAUCUGAUGGUCAAAGCUUUCCAGUGCCCAUACAGGACAGCUUUUCUAACUUUGUAGGCUUUACUUCAGCUGGAGGUAAAAAAAUAAAUAUUUCUAAAGCUGCUUUGACCAGGUCUGCAGAGCUGUUCAGGGACUUGGAUGAUGAUAACUACUUCUUUAAAUCUUCUGAAACUAAUACCAGAUGCCAGAGUUCAAAUGGACUUAAGUCUUCUGACUGGAAUUUUUUCGGAUGCCUGACAAAAGAAAACAGAGGAAAAACAGUUUGUGUUAAAAACUUUAAAAGCACAGAUUCUGACUUCUGCACAGGUUCUGUUUCCCACCAUUCAGAGAAAAAAUAUGAGGAAAAUAUCAGUACACUGUUUGGGAGAAAUACAGAAAAUUGGACAAAAAGAUCAAGAAAUGAUGAUGAAAACAUUGAUUUUAGUUGUACGAAUAAUGGUAGGUAUUCUGCCUGUGACAUGGGAAACAGUCUGUCAUCCAUUACAAAACACAACCAGAAUCUGAAAAUUUCCAAACAAUUUUUGAAUCAAGGAGAUUACCAAGUUGAAGGCAAUUUGCAAGAAGACUCAUUAGAUGUGACAUGUUUAGGAGAUGCUACUACCACUGGAGGAAAACAUAGUUUGAGUAUAUCCAGUGAAAUGGAAAAACUGGUUCCUAAUCAGAAAGGACAAGAGAGAAAUCAAGAAGAUAAAUACUCACCACAGAGAUUGCAAACUGCAGCUGAUGGUGAUAUCUCCAUUUCUGAUGCAUCUUUGGAUGAUUCUGUAUACUUGCUCAAGGUAAAACGUGGAGAAAGAGAUGUAAGUGUUUCAGAGAACUCUGAUAAACAAAAGACAAAUAGUAUGGGAGAAGCAGACACCACCCUUGGUAAAAACCUGUUUGUAAACCACAGCAAAAUAAAAAUAGGCUCUUACCAUCAUCAUCAAAUGCCUUUUCAGCAAGAGAUGGAUGUUGAACAAAAUGCAGUUAAAGGGAGUUAUCCAUCUGGUUUCCAUACUGCGAGUGGCAAGAAAAUAACAAUUGCUGAUGGAUUUUUGGCUAAGGCCAAGCAGUUCUUUGCAGAAGACGAUGUUUUAGGAAAGGAACAGAGUGACAAUUUCGAGGACCCCUUAAAGAAAAGAAGAUGUAGUACGGACUGUGUCAAAGACUGUGACUCAUAUAUUGAAAGCACUGCUCAACAUGAUUCAGAAACACUUAAUUUUAAUGAAAACCUUCUUUCUAAAGAAACUGGAGAUCAGUUUAAAAAGACAGUAGAGCAUAGUCCCUUUAAACAAACUGGUAUUCUUGAUACUGUUCAUAAAGAUGCAAUUAUUAAUGCAGGUAAAGAUUGUGAAAGAAAUUUUGGAAUUCAAAGUGCAUGGAAAAAACGUGAUGUCACAUUUGGAAAGUCACAAUACUUUCCUGGAAAAGACAGUGAUGCUUCAAGUGAAACUUCAUUGUCUGAGGGUGAAAAACUGUUUGCAGAGAGAGACAUGGAAUAUUUGGCAAAAAAAAGCAAUCAUUCAGAAAACAUACGUGAUUGUCCUGUGCAAUCUACUGUAUUUCCACACUUAAUGAAGGUAUCGAAUGACCUUGCAGAUGAUUCUGUGUGUAGAGAUGCAAAAAAUAGUUUAUUUGUUGAGUGUAGUAAAAAUAAUCACUCCUUCCUCUUAACUUACAGCAGUGUUUCAAAAUGUAGCUCUUCUCAUUUGAAUUGUGACAGUAAGGAAUUUAACUUAGAACAUCUAAAUGAAUCUUGUCCUUAUACAAACUGCUUCACAAAUACCACAGUUAAUGCUCACCAAGAACAGUCCCUAGCUGGCGGUCCUGAAGAUGAAACUAAUUUGACCACAUUAGAAGAAACAUCAUGUAGUUUUAACGCUGAAAAACACAUGGAGGAUCUGAAACCAAUUGUGAUUAGUACAGCAAAAGGUAAAGCAGUUUCAGUUUCAAAAAAUGCAUUAGCAAGAGUCAGAGAAAUGUUUCAAGACAAUGGUGAAUUUGUAAAACCCAAAACUGAGUCUACAUCAAAAACUAAUCAGAUGGAAGUUGCUGCAAAUUCAUCUUUCAUUGUUCAUGGUCAGUGUCCUGAUUCUGCUAAACUGUUAAAUGCUGCAAAAAGUGAGGAGACUAAUUCAGUUGCAUCCCAUUUCAUUAAUGUAAAUGAGAAUGCAGGUGAAAAGGGACACCAUGAUACAAAUACGCUUGCAGAUGCAGAGUCUGUUCCAAAUUCUCAGAUGCAGUGCUUUGAACAGAAUAUUAAGCCUUUAGGACACUUGCCUAUGCCAGAUAAGCAAAUAAAGCAGUCAGAUUUUUCUAUGGGUAAUCUUGGAUUUUUUAGUACAGCAAGUGGUAAACCAGUGCAAUUGUCAGAAGAGUCACUAAAGAAAGCUAGGCAGCUCUUUUGUGAAAUGGAAAAUAAUAGUUCCUCAGGUCUGCAAGAAAUACUUUCAGUUGAGGAAGAUGUUAAAAAGUCUGAAAUGAGCACUGAAGCAGUUCCUAGGAAAACAGGGGUAAUACUACCAAAAGAGAGAGAAAAUUCCAAUACUGAAUUGAUUUUACAUCCUGCUUUUGGGUUCAGCACUGCAAGUGGAAAGCAUGUUAAAGUCUCUGAAAAUGCCUAUCAGAGGGCAAAGGCAAUUUUGGAAGAUUCUGAUAACUUUGUGGGCAAUAGGCUUUGCAUUACAAAUCAAUUUAGUUCAACUAAAGACAGUGGUCAGCCUGUAAAAUCUCUAACUGAUUGUGGUGAUACAGCCAAAAUAGUAGAUAAAGUAAUCUCAGCAUCCAAAACUGAAGAAAACUUCAGUGAAGAACUUGAAUUAGAAGGCAUCUACCCAGCAGAAAUGAAACCUCUUCCAAGCUCGCACCAUGUUAAAACGCCUGAGCACAUACCGUGUAGUAAGAAAGACAAACAGUUAACAUUAUUUAAAAAUAGUUUUCAGCAAGGACAGACUUCUCUGGGAGAAGGGCAGCAGAAUCUGGAGAUGGAAACAAAGUCUGAAGCAGUUUCAUGCAGUUCUAUUGCUAAAGGAGAAAGGAACAUUAACCUUGCGUGUUUCCAAACUCCAAAAAAUUGCUUGGAAGUGGAGGCUGUAGAAAGUGCAAAAGCUUUUAUGGAAGAUGAUCUUUCACAUUCUGGAGUACGAAUUAAUGCCACACAAUCCUUUGGUGGCAGAAUGCUGGAUAAAAACUUUCAAAAUAAGAUGUUUGGGAAGAGGCACUUGGAAGGAAAUUCCUCACUCGGAGAACCUCCAAUUAAAAGACAGCUGCUACCUGAAUUUGACAGAACAAAGAAUCCCACCGGAUCUUUGAAAUCUUUGAAAAGCAUCCCUGAUGGCAUUUUCAAAGACAGAAGAAAAUUUAUAUACCAUGUUCCUUUAAAACCUAUAACUUGUGGACCUUUUGGUUCUACUAAAGAGCGACAAGAAGUCAAGAAUCCUACCUUUACUCUUCCAGAUCAAGACUUCAAAGGAUUUAGAUCUAAAUCUGCCAUUUUUCAGCACUGUGCACUAAGAGAGUCUUCAAGUGGUACUUCAGGGUUUUCUACUCCACGUAAGGCCUUGACUGAAGAGACUGAAGAAGCAAAAAGUUUGUACAAACCUAGCAAAACUGUUAAAACUUUUAUUCCACCCUUCAGAACAAAGCUGACUUUUUCUACAGAUGAACAAGAUGGCAGCAGCGGAUGUGACUCUCUGAUCAGCAAAAAUAUGACUAAAGAGAGGGAAACAGAUUGGAUCACAGUUAAACAAAAUAUUGCCGAAGCUCACCAUCCCCAAUCAGAGGGGAGCAGUUACAUCCAGCAAGCAGCAGACAAUGACUUAGAAAAUGGCAAUUCAGCUAUGAGCAAGAUGAUGACAAAUCUCCACUGUGCAAGACAUCUGCAGGAAAUGAGAAUUAAAAAGAAAUAUAGCCAAAAUGUUAGCUCACAACCAGGCAGUCUUUAUGUCAUAAAAACGUCUGCAAGAAAUAGAAUCUCUCUGAAAACUGCAGUAGAAGAGACGUCUCCUAGUUCUUAUUCUGUGGAACAGCUUUACACAUAUGGUGUUUCAAAACAUUGCAUACAAGUUAACAGUGUGAAUGCAGAAUGUUUUCAGUUUCUCAUGGAAGAGUUUUUCAGUAAGGAGUAUUUACUAGCUGGACAUGGGAUGCAACUUGCUGAUGGAGGAUGGCUAAUACCUACAGAUGAGGGUAAAGCUGGAAAAAAGGAGUUUUACAGAGCCCUCUGUGAUACUCCUGGUGUGGAUCCCAAGCUAAUAACGGAGGCAUGGGUUUACAAUCACUAUAGGUGGAUUGUAUGGAAAUUGGCAGCCAUGGAAGUGUCUUUUCCACAUAAGUUUGCUAAUAGAUGUUUGACACCAGAAACAGUGUUGUUGCAAUUAAAAUACAGAUAUGAUUUGGAAAUUGAUAAAAGUAAACGAUCAGCAAUCAAAAAAAUAAUGGAGAAAGAUGAUACAGCAGGUAAAACACUUGUACUGUGUAUUUCUAAGAUCAUAUCACUAAAUACCAUUGCAUCUCCUAGCAGUAACAACAACAGUGUGGAAAGUAAAAAAGAAGCAACAAUAAUUGAAGUUACCGAUGGCUGGUAUGGGAUUAGAGCUCUUGUGGAUCCGCCUCUCAAAGCGUUCUUGCAUAGAAAGCGACUGACUGUUGGUCAGAAGAUCAUAGUACAUGGAGCAGAACUCGUUGGCUCUCAGAAUGGAUGUACACCACUGGAAGCACCAGAUUCCCUUAUGUUAAAGAUUUCAGCUAACAGUACUCGAUGUGCACGAUGGCAUGCAAAACUAGGAUUUCAUCGGGAUCCCAGACCUUUUCCUUUGCCUUUGUCAUCGCUUUACAGUGAGGGUGGUGCAGUGGGGUGUAUUGAUGUAGUUAUUCAAAGAACUUAUCCUUUUCAGUGGAUGGAGAAGACAUCAACUGGGUCAUAUGUGUUUCGGAACAGUCGAGCUGAAGAAAGGGAAGCUGCCAAGUAUGCAGAGGAUCAACAAAAGAAACUGGAAGCUCUGUUUGCAAAAGUCCAAGCAGAAUUUGAAAAGCGUGAAGAAAGAACUAGCAGAAAAGUUCUGAGAUCACGCAUAGUCACAAGACAGCAAAUCCGUAAUUUGCAAGAUGGUGCAGAACUUUAUGAAGCAAUUCAGAAUGCAUCUGAUCCUGGCUAUAUGGAGGGAUAUCUCAGUGAAGACCAGUUAAAAGCUUUGAAUGCUCACAGGCAGAUGAUGAAUGAUAAAAAGCAAGCUCAGAUACAGGCAGAAUUCAAGAAGGCAGUAGAGUCUGCAGAACAGGAGGAACUUGGUUAUUCCAAAAGGGAUGUGUCUACUGUAUGGAAAUUAUGUGUGGUAGACUACAGAAAGCAAGAAAACCAUAACGGAGUGAUGCUAAGUAUCUGGCGUCCACUGCUAGAUGUUUGUUCCCUGCUGAAGGAAGGAAGUCGGUACAGAAUCUACCAGCUAUCAGCAUCACAGUCCAAAGGAAGAUCGGACCCAGCUAAAAUACAGUUAACAGCAACAAAGAAAACUCAGUAUCUACAAUUACCAAUCUCACAAGAGAUGCUGCCACAGAUUUUCUUUCCUCGAAAGGCUCUGGCAUUCACAAGUUUAUUGGAUCCCUCUUUUCAGCCACCAUGUGCUGAAGUUGAUUUAGUGGGAGUUGUAGUUUCUGUGGGCAAAACAGGUUUCACUAGUUUGGUGUACUUAUCUGAUGAAAACUAUAAUCUAGCAGCAGUAAAGAUCUGGACAGAUCUUAGACACCUUGCUAUUGAAGAUAUAGUUGUCCGCUGUUCGUUCAUUUCUGCAAGCAACCUUCAGUGGCAAUCUGAAUUCAGAUCAGAAAUUCCUGUGCUCUCGGCUGGAGAUCUGUCUAUAUUCUCUGGCAGUCCAAAGGAAAACUAUCUUCAAGAGAGAUUUAAUGAACUGAGAAGUACGAUAGAGAAUGUGGAUUCUUUUUGUUCUGAUGCUGAAAGCAAAUUGAUGAAUUUGCUCCAAAGGAAUGGCCCAUUUACACCCAACUUACCUAAAAGAUAUGGCUUGGAGUGCCUUUCCCCUUCCUGCAACUCAGGCCUUUUUGCAGGGCAUAAAAGUUUGAUCUCUUCUUCUAAUAUUGAAGUAAAGUAUCAUAGCCCUUUGUCAAAUAGCAUACCAAAUUUGAAACUUAUCCCACAAGGCUCAGCAAAAAUAUCUUCAUCUGCUACUACUAAUGAAGACCAUCCCAAAAACAGCAAAAAGAGAAAAGCUGUGGACUUGCUCAGCCGCAUACCUGCCCCUCCACCAUUGACACCCAUCUGUUCAACUGUUUCUCCAUCUUUAAAAAAGGCAUUUCAGCCUCCGCGAAGUUUGGGUUUUCAGCCUAGCAAGUCACCAAAAGAAAUAAAUUGGAAUAUCAGUCAUGUCACCUCGUGUAGAAAAUUGAGAGAGACUGUCCAUCUUCCUGAGAAUGAUCUGGUUGCGGAUGAAGAACUUGCGAUGAUUAAUACACAAGCACUCAUAAAUACUUUACCAGAAGAAAAGAAGAUUGAUUGUGUAAAUGAAACUAGCAGUACAAUAGCUACUGAUUUUUCUGAUGAUCUUUCACGAAAAAAUAGUUCUAAAUCUGCUGGGGAAGCAAAUAACUCUCAAAGCUGUGCUGAAUGAGCUGAGGCUUUUCAGGACACAAAGGACGCUGAGGGCUCAUUAACAGACCUCAGAAAGCUACAGAGACAAAAAAACCAAAAAUGCUACUAG